This is a messenger RNA of Cyphellophora europaea CBS 101466, 2421 nucleotides long. RefSeq lists its product as uncharacterized. Gene Ontology annotation, molecular function: zinc ion binding; DNA-binding transcription factor activity, RNA polymerase II-specific; RNA polymerase II cis-regulatory region sequence-specific DNA binding. NCBI's taxonomy places the organism in Eukaryota, Fungi, Ascomycota, Eurotiomycetes, Chaetothyriales, Cyphellophoraceae. Bases 1 to 2421 code for a protein of 806 amino acids. Gene Ontology annotation, cellular component: chromatin. Gene Ontology annotation, biological process: DNA-templated transcription; regulation of transcription by RNA polymerase II. The record is from RefSeq and is a predicted model, not a curated record. The transcript has 4 exons.
AUGGCCACCGCCUCUGACCCUCCCAGCGCCAACGGCGUCAAGAAAUCGACUCCUGCCGAGAAAAAGUACAAAUGCCAAUAUUGCAAUCGUGCUUUUAGUCGGAGUGAGCAUCGGAGUCGUCACGAACGGUCGCAUACAAAAGAACGUCCCUUCAAGUGUGCGAAAUGCAAGUCAACCUUCGUUCGCCGCGACCUUCUGCUCCGCCACGACCGAACCGUCCAUGCCAAAGAUGGUGACCGUUUACAACCCGAGACUCGGAAGAAGAGCGGGCCAAAGACCUCGUCCUCAACGACGACUCCGUCCAAACCCUCCAUCUCAAUAGAGCCUGGCACGUUGGAGCAAAUAGAGGCAAGCAGCGAUGGUAUGCUCGACCUUGAGACUGCCGCCAUGUUGAUGACAGACUUCCAACACAAGGCCGCGGCAGCAGCAAAUGGUACCCUCCACAACGACGAAGGCUCCAUCCCCGAAUACUCGCCCGACCGUAGCUCUGUCCUCGAUUCCACCGACUAUCUGACUGGCCCUGCUGGCUCCUUACACAUGCCCUGGGACUUCAUGCCCGCCGCUCCUUCGGACGAAAAGGCACAUUCCAUGUCCUCUAGCAUGUCUUCCCAAGAUAACAGUUCGCAGCAACCCUACGUGCACAUGGGCUCCAUCCAACCAGCACAGUCUCAACUCAGCGCCGUCAUGGAACGACAAGACUCUCUAGGAACCUCGAUGCCGCCGGCCUUCCCCACCCUCGCCGACACCUUCCCCGUCUCAGGAACUCCGACUCCUAAUGCUCUCUCGCCCUUUCCAUCAAUGACAGGUCCAGUUUCACCUGUCAACUAUCGUCGUUCUCCUGGGCCCAGUCAGGCGCUGACACUGCCCAAGGCCCCUCAGAUAGCCAACGACGACCAGAGAGCUUCGAUUGCUAACAAGUUGGGUGAAGGUAUGACCAUUCCCGCCACGGCUUCGAUCAACCUAUACCUGUCGACAUACUUCAACCUCUUCCAUCACCACAUGCCAUUCCUACAUCCCGUAUCCUUCCGCCCUGAGACCACUGAACCGGCGCUUAUCCUGGCGGUACUUUCUAUCGGCGCCCUGUACAACUUCGAACAAGACCAAGCUUUCAUCCUUCACAACGGUUCCAAGAAACUUGUCAACCAAUUCUUGCAAAACAAGGAAAACUUCGAUUCUCGAAAAUGCCCUCUGUGGACCAUGCAAGCCACCCUGCUUAACAUGCUCUUCGAGAGCUGGAGCGGCGGAUCUCAAGGUCUCGAAUGGGCUUGCUCUAUUAAGAGUUUACUGGCCAACAUGGUCGCCGGUAACAAGUACGAACUCAAGCUACGGACUGAGGCUCGUGGUGAUAUGGUGCCAUCCCACGAAUCUUGGGUUGCUGAAGAAGGCUGUCGUCGAACAUAUUAUGCCGUCUACAUCUUCUUCGGCAUGCUCACCAUGACAUACAAUCACACCCCGGCAAUUUCUUUUCAAGAGUUUGAUUCACUCCCCUUGCCCUCAUCAGAGUCACUUUGGAACAUCGAACCGAGCGAUGAGGAAUCGUGGAAAGACAUCUUCGCCGCGUCAACCACAAUUACUGUACGACAAGCGCAUGAUAGCCUUUUCCAAGGUGAUCCGGCACGAUACAGUGCUUUCGCAACGCGUGUCAUGAUCAACGCGCUCUACCUUGAAGUGUGGAACUUGAGACGGAGCUUCGAGUCCUUGCAAGAUGUUGUACUGGAAUGGAAAAUUCGUAUUGCCCUCGAAACUUGGCAACGAUCCUUGGAUUUGUGCGAGCCCGAGACCGUCGUCGUCCCACUGAGCACUCCUCACAAGAGUCAUCCGCUGAUCUUCAACUCGAUGGCUGUCUACCGAAACACUCGUGCUUUCUUGGAAGUCGAUCUAAAAUCGGUCCAGGAAGCCCUCAGAUAUCAUAACCCUUACGAGGUUGCGGCCGCGAUGACGCUAUCGCGAGACAUCGUCAAACGAUCCAAGGAGAUGAUCAAAGUCAUUGAGCAGUGCUACGAGUGCCUUGAAAUUGUUGCCAUGCAGGGCAUCAACUGGGUGGCUCGGACUUCAUCGACGAAUUGGAGUGUCGAGCACCCACUUUGUGGGCUGGAUCUUGUCACGAUUUUGAGUCUUUGGCUCUAUCGCAUUGAACACGAUGAUCAAGAAGCCACAGAAGAGGAGCUCGCCUUGUACAUGAAGGUCAGGUCGCUAUUCGACGAGAAUGCAGUCGACGGACUUAGCUCGACUGUCGCCCGAGUAUGGGGCGAAAUGCUCGAUGGUGUUGUUGUUUGGGGUAUUUCCAAAACCAUGGGUGAAGCAUUCAAGCAUCAUGGCCAAGCUCUCAUUGGCUACGUCGAUGAUAUUGAACUUAACCCUGUCGAUGGUAUGCCUCAAAUGCCUGACCAGACGAUGAUCGGCAUGGAAGCCUCGUACUAA